Molecule: messenger RNA, 774 nt
Organism: Miscanthus lutarioriparius
Lineage: Eukaryota; Viridiplantae; Streptophyta; Magnoliopsida; Poales; Poaceae
Source: the annotation of a GenBank genome assembly
AUGUCGUCGUCGUCGUUGAUGGAGCACGACGAGCAGGUGUCGCCUCAGGUGUCCGAGGGCGGCUGCACCUGCAGCAGCAGCGGCUCCCUCAACGCGUCGUCGCCGAGCUCCAGCGACGACUCCGGCGGCGGCGGCAAUGGCAAGCAGGGCACGAAGAAGCGGCCGCGCAGGGACCUGAAGCACCCGACGUACCUCGGCGUGCGCAUGCGGAGCUGGGGCAAGUGGGUGUCGGAGAUCCGGGAGCCCCGCAAGAAGUCCCGGAUCUGGCUCGGCACGUUCGACGACCCGGAGUCGGCCGCGCGCGCGCACGACGCCGCCGCCGUCGCCAUCAAGGGCCGCGCCGCGCACCUCAACUUCCCCGAGCUGGCCCACCAGCUGCCCCGCGCCGCGUCCGCGGCGCCCAAGGACGUGCAGGCCGCCGCCGCGCUCGCUGCGGCAGCUGUGGCGGCUGCUUCACCCGUCGUCCCGUCCUCCUGCGCCCACGGCCACGGCCACGCCCACGACGAUGCCGACACCGAGACGGAGGAGCUGCCGCCGCCGCCAGAGCGGGCAAUGCCGGAAGAAUGCGACACUGAGAACCAAGCUCACCUCGACCAGCUCGGUGGCGACGUUGACAUUGGACUGGGCUGUACGUUCUUGGACGUGCCAGACGCUCUUCUAGACUUCGGGUACAUGUUGUCGCCGCUGCCGCUGCCGUCUUACUGUGGCUCGCCGUGGGAUGACAUCGCCGAUGACCUCUGCUUCGAGGAGCCCUUGCUGCUUUGGGAACAUUGA